Hydatigera taeniaeformis is the source of this 654-nucleotide messenger RNA. Lineage: Eukaryota; Metazoa; Platyhelminthes; Cestoda; Cyclophyllidea; Taeniidae. The record is from the annotation of a GenBank genome assembly.
ACACAUGUGAUUCGCUUUGCCUGUGAGGAAUGGCGCUGCCUACUGCUGACUCUCCUUAUAAUCCUCUGUCUCAUUUCUCUCGUCUGGUGUUUUAAUCUCUUACGAUUGUCACCAAGAGAUUUGUGCCAACCCGUCCACUACUCCCUUGCCGCAAUGAUGCUUAUUUUGCUUUACCUCAUCUACCUUUUUGAAUGCCUCAACUGCCGCACACGAUUGGAGCUCGCUAGGGCCACUAAAGUCCGUUUCACUUCCGACUUGAAAAGCAGUAGGCAUAGUGACGGGGCUGCGGUAUUGGAAACUGAAGCGCAUGACAGAGUUAUUACUUCUGUUAAGCAGCAUUUUAUCAACGAAUCAACUACUUUUAAAUUUCACCUGACGUUUGUGAAGGAAUUGAUUUUUGCUGAUGAAGUCACCAGGAGGCAAUAUGAAGAACAUAAAAGCAGAUUCAUGAAGUUACAACAGUCUAAUGAUGACUUUGUGGAGAUAAAGGAAGGUUCGUUAUCACAACCUCUUGUCAAUGUCUUUGCAUGUACAUAUGCUGCCUUUUUGUGGGCUCCUGUAAACUGCAAACAAGGUUUCAAAAUUAUUUGUAUGAGCGCACCAAAAAAUAAUUCCAAAACUGAUCCUUAUCACCUGAUUUUACUAAAGUGGUAA